Messenger RNA from Anguilla anguilla (European eel), 2803 nucleotides. RefSeq names its product protein disulfide-isomerase TMX3-like. The transcript has 16 exons. Lineage: Eukaryota; Metazoa; Chordata; Actinopteri; Anguilliformes; Anguillidae. Gene Ontology annotation, molecular function: protein disulfide isomerase activity. Gene Ontology annotation, cellular component: endoplasmic reticulum. Gene Ontology annotation, biological process: peptidyl-cysteine oxidation. Bases 16 to 1431 code for a protein of 471 amino acids. The record is from RefSeq and is a predicted model, not a curated record.
AACGUUUUUCGGCGCAUGCUCACGACAGUUGCUUUUACUUUCUGUAUUUCCUGCUUGGUGUUUCCACUCGUAAAGAUGGCAGAAGUGAGAUCCACAUUGGUUUGUGCAGUGGUUUUGUUAAGCUCAGCGGUCUUUGCAUUUGUUGAAGAUCUCGAUGACACGUUUAAGGAUAGCAGAAUGGAUGAUGUGUGGCUGGUGGAUUUCUAUGCACCCUGGUGCGGAUAUUGCAAGAAACUGGAGCCUGUGUGGCAGGAAGUGGGGGCAGAGCUGAAGAGCUCUGGAUCACCUGUUCGUGUGGGCAAGGUCGACGCUACUGCUUUCUCUGGUAUUGCCUCAGAGUUUGGAGUGAGAGGUUACCCAACAAUAAAGCUAUUAAAGGGGGAUCUGACCUACAACUACAAAGGGCCCAGGACCAAGGAUGACAUCAUCGAGUUUGCCAACCGAGUUGCAGGACCAGCAGUCCGGUCUCUCCCAAGCAAACAGAUGUUCGACCACGUCAUGAGACGGCACGACGUGCUCUUCGUCUACAUUGGCGGGGACUCGCCACUCAAGGAGAAGUACGCGGAGGUGGCCUCCGAGCUCAUCGUCUACACCUACUUCUUCGCUGCCUCGGAGGAUGUCUUGCCGAAGGAAUUUACGAUACCUGAGCUUCCAGCAGUUGUCGUCUUCAAGGAUGGUACCCACUUUACUUAUGACGAAUACCAGGAAGCCUCUCUCUCCACCUGGGUAAAUAAGGAGCGCUUCCUCGGCUAUCUCCAGAUCGAUGGGUUCGUUCUGUACGAGCUCGGAGAGACAGGCAAAUUGGUGGCAAUGGCAGUCGUUGAUGAGAAGAACCUGACGGAAGAAAGCAUCAGGUUAAAGACUCUGGUUCAGAAAGUGGCAGCUGAGUACAGAGACCAUUUUAGCAGGGAUAUUCAGUUUGGCCACAUGGAUGGUAACGACUACAUCAACGGCCUCAUUAUGGGUGAAGUUGCGGUUCCCUCCAUCAUCAUUUUGAACACGUCCAAUGAGCAGUAUUUCCUGCCCAGCGGACCGGUGGAGACUAUGGAUCAGCUGCUCCACUUCAUCAAUGGCGUGCUGGAUGGAACCGCUCAGGCCCAGGGAGGGGACAGCUUCCUCCAGCGUGUCAAGCGAGUGGCUUACGACGCAAAAUCCACAGUGAUGUCGGUGUUCCAGAGCUCCCCGCUGCUGGGCUGCUUCCUGUUCGGCCUGCCCCUGGGCGUGAUCAGCCUCAUGUGCUACGGCAUCUGCACCGCCGAGACAGACGACGGCGCCGAAGACCUGGAGCCGCUCAAGAGGGAGGGCCUCACCGACGAAGAGGAGGACGACGAAGGCCAGACACGGCCCAUGGAGCUCGAAGGCCCGGAGGACGACGCGGAGGGAGAGGAGGAGCAGGAGGAGAAGAGCAGUGCCGAAAAGAAAGUGGAUUAACGCAGGAAUUUGCUAUUAGAACAGGCUUACAUUCAGUAACAGUACUUCAAAAUAUCAGUGCUUUUUCCCCCCUCCCCCUCCUUGUAGUCUGUUCCCCAACACCCCACCCUGCAAAAAACAAGAUUUUGUUUGGUUUACCUUUUUAAUUGUUACGUUUUCUAAACUUUUAUUUUGGAACGGUAAUAUAAUUGGCCAGUCAGGGCUGAUCUGGCUCCCACCUCAUGGGAGUGUGGAGAUCUGAGGGGUGGGAAAGAGGUGAUAUGAAGCCUCAAAAAAAUAAGCAAGAUUUGGCUUUAGGAAAGAGUAGGACUCUUUCUGAGGAACUUGUUCCUGGUUGUACUUCACUGUGAUCUGUGGGUCUUUGUUGAAAUUUCCAUUGGAAAUCAUUGCAGCUAGUGAAGGUCCCAGAUCACACAAUUUAUUCCAAGCAGCGGUGUCUAAGUGCUUCACCUUUGAUUAAUGAAACUCUUUGUUACAGAAUGUCAGAUUUUUUUCCAUCGGGGUCUUGCUGAGUUGAUACUUUUAUUGUCCCCAUGGAAACGGAAGCGUUCUCUGGCGGAGGACGCGGGUUGUGAUUACGAUAUACCGACACCUUGUGAAAACGGUUAUUGUGUGAAGGCCAACUUCAUCUGUCAUCGCUGUUGCCCAGGUCCACACAUUGACCAUUCUUUUGCAUACAAUUGUAUUUUUAUUUAUUUUAUUAUUUUUUAUUAUUAUUUUUGUCAGUUAGGCCUAGUUGAAUAUUGUGUUAAGUCACCCAUGCAGGAACUAUGUUCUAUUUAUUUUCCUUGGAGACCAAUAAAUCAAACAAAUACUUAUAAAUACAGAGGCGGCCAGUUAGAGUAAGGAAACUGACUUGUUUUAUGAGGUUUUAGUACCGUGUCUGCUAAUGGUUUCUGCUGUAAUGUACAGGGGUUCCAGGUUAUGAGGACCAACCCAAGAAGUCUGAGGAAGCUAAACAAAUAUAAAACAAAUGAAGCAACUUUUCCCAGGUUACAAAAUGCACUGAAUUCCAAGUCCAAGUGGCUGCAUACAAGUUUGAGUUCUAGGUUAUUUAAUAAGUAACUACUUUAUAAAAAAUGAAAAGGAAAAUAGCAAGCACAUUGCAAUAAAUAUAUUGCACAAAUAUGUCUUAUGGUUGCUGGUUUUCUGAAUCUCAUUUCAUGAUCCUUGCAUAAUGAAGGGUUUUUUGGAUUAAGACUGUUAGUCUCUGAACUACCGCAUAGUGUUUGCAGUUUCAAAAUGAUGAAUACCGAUGUCCAACUGUGAAACCCUUGCAUUCUGAACAAGGCAAUCCUACUUUUCAGUCUGAAAAAGAUUGGCACAGUUUAUUCUGGGUUUGAAAUAAAGCCUCUUUGCCCUGUUACUUACA